GCCGGCCGGCGGGAGGCAGAACCCGGGGGCGCAGGACUCAGCAAGCCUGAAACGCCAGGGGCAGAGCACAGAGCAGUGAGAGGAAGGUGGGGCUGAGGGGCAGGGCCUCAGGUCCGCCGCGUGAUAACCUGGGAGGAGAGGUCGAACGCCAGGGGCUGGGCUGGACUCUGAGGCUCGAGGCGAGACUGGAUGACAGGGGCGUGGCCGAGGAGCCCCAGGGCGGGGCCCGAGGAGGGUCUCAGCUGUGUCCUGCCAGGCAGCACCCCGCGCGGCGCGGCGGCAGCUCCACUCUGGCUCAAGCGGAGGGGAUCGGCGGGAAGCUCCUUCACCCCCUACUUCUGCCGGGCUGUAGCUGCAGUGGGUUGAGAUGAGCUCGGUCAGAUGGCUGCACGGCCCGCUCCUUUCUUAGCAGGCCACUAAUGCUCCAGAACUCUCAGGAGAAGAGCCAGGCCUACCCUCGCCACCGCCGGCCUGGCUACUACACAGACCGCCAGAAUCCGGAGGCCGUCGCAGCCGCAGCUAUGUACACCUUCCUGCCCGACAACUUCUCGCCUGCCAAGCCCAAGCCUUCCAAAGAGCUGAAGCCGCUGCUGGGCUCCGCGGUCCUGGGGCUGCUGCUGGUGCUGGCCGCCGUGGUGGCCUGGUGCUACUACAGCGUCUCUCUACGCAAGGCGGAGCGACUUCGCGCGGAGCUGCUGGACCUCAACGCUGGCGGCUUCUCCAUCCGCAACCAGAAGGGCGAGCAGGUCUUCCGCCUGGCCUUCCGCUCCGGCGCGCUAGACCUCGAUUCCUGCAGCCGCGACGGCGCCCUGCUGGGCUGCUCGCUCACGGCCGACGGGCGGCCUCUGAACUUCUUCAUCCAGACGGUGCGGCCCAAGGACACGGUUAUGUGCUACCGCGUGCGCUGGGAGGAGGCGGUGCAGGGCAGGGCGGUCGAACACGCCAUGUUCCUGGGCGACGCGGCGGCGCACUGGUAUGGUGGCGCAGAGAUGAGGACGCAACACUGGCCCAUUCGCCUGGACGGCCAGCAGGAGCCCCAGCCCUUCGUCACCAGCGAUGUCUACUCCUCCGACGCCGCGUUUGGGGGCAUCCUUGAGCGCUACUGGCUAUCUUCACGCGCGGCCGCCAUCAAAGUCAACGACUCAGUGCCCUUCCACCUGGGCUGGAACGGGACGGAGCGCUCGCUGCGGCUGCAGGCACGCUACCACGACACGCCCUACAAGCCUGCCGCCGGCCGCGCGGCAGCGCCCGAGCUGAGCUACCGAGUGUGCGUGGGCUCGGACGUCACUUCCAUCCACAAGUACAUGGUGCGCCGCUACUUCAACAAGCCUUCGAGGGUGCCAGCGCCCGAGGCCUUCCGAGACCCCAUUUGGUCCACAUGGGCGCUAUACGGGCGCGCCGUGGACCAGGAGAAGGUGCUGCAUUUUGCACAACAGAUUCGCCAGCACCGCUUCAACAGCAGCCACUUGGAAAUCGACGACAUGUACACACCCGCUUAUGGCGACUUCGACUUUGAUGAGGUCAAAUUCCCCAAUGCCAGCGACAUGUUCCGCCGCCUGCGCGACGCCGGCUUCCGCGUCACGCUCUGGGUGCACCCAUUUGUCAACUACAACUCAUCGCGCUUUGGCGAGGGUGUGGAGCGCGAGCUGUUCGUGCGCGAACCCACGGGCCGGCUGCCCUCGCUAGUGCGCUGGUGGAAUGGCAUCGGCGCCGUGCUCGACUUCACGAACCCGAAAGCCCGCGACUGGUUUCAGGGACACCUGCGGCGGCUGCGCUCUCGCUACUCCGUGGUUUCCUUCAAGUUCGACGCGGGCGAGGUCAGCUACCUGCCGCGAGACUUCAGCACCUACCGGCCGCUGCCGGACCCCAGCGUCUGGAGCCGGCGCUACACUGAGAUGGCGCUGCCCUUCUUCUCGCUGGCGGAGGUGCGCGUGGGCUACCAAUCACAGAACAUCUCCUGCUUCUUCCGCCUGGUAGAUCGCGACUCGGUGUGGGGCUACGACCUGGGGCUGCGCUCGCUCAUCCCGGCGGUGCUCACCGUCAGCAUGCUGGGCUACCCAUUCAUCCUACCCGAUAUGGUGGGCGGCAACGCCGUGCCCGAGCGCACAGCCGGCGGCGACGUGCCGGAGCGAGAGCUCUACAUUCGCUGGCUGGAAGUGGCCGCCUUCAUGCCCGCCAUGCAGUUCUCUAUCCCGCCCUGGCGCUACGACGCAGAAGUGGUGGCCAUCGCACAGAAGUUCGCAGCCCUACGGGCCUCGCUAGUGGCGCCGCUGUUGCUUGAGCUGGCGGGCGAGGUCACCGACACGGGUGACCCUAUCGUGCGCCCCCUUUGGUGGAUCGCGCCCGGUGACGAGACAGCUCACCGCAUCGACUCGCAGUUCCUGAUUGGGGACACGCUGCUCGUGGCGCCGGUGCUGGAGCCCGGCAAGCAGGAGCGCGACGUCUAUUUGCCCGCAGGCAAGUGGCGCAGCUACAAGGGCGAACUUUUUGACAAGACGCCGGUGCUGCUCACCGAUUACCCGGUCGACCUGGACGAGGUCGCCUACUUUACCUGGGCGUCCUGACCCAGCCCAGGGCCCGGGAACCAUAGAGCCCCCAGCCUUCAUGCAGACCUCGAACCCUCCCUCACACCCGCACCGUGUACUCCCAGGAACCUCCACCUCUAUACCACCCAUUAUGUGGCUGCCGACCUAAAUGUGAUGGAACCAGCUGCUGAAGGUGAGGUCUGGGGAGGGGGCACUGAAGCAAUCUCCUGCUCCAACCGACAAUCCUGACUGUGCCCUUCCCACUCCCGCACGCUCACACCGGUCUGCAGAAACCUCUUCCCUGGGGUGGGAGCCAGAGAGCUUAGAGGAAAAAGGUCAGCUCUCUUCGUGUUACACAUAGUUGGGGUUUAAAAGCACAAAGAGAAACCCCUCCAUCCUGGCCUUGGUGGCCAUCUUUGUCCAUCUUAGGUGGGGACUUGAUUUUAUUUAAGGUCCCCAAAUAGCCCUCACCACACUUAGAAAGUAUGCUUUCUUAGUGUUGGAAGCCAGGCCCUUAGUUCCCAGCACUCACCUGAACUGUGGCUGAUUUGGUCCCAGCCCAGCUGGAAGAGAAGGUGUUUGGCUAACUGAAAAGGAGGCAAGAGGUCCCCUCCCAGGGAACAGGAGGACUGGGCUUAGCACAGAGCCAUCAUCAUGUUCCCUAUUUGUGAAGAGACUCCUAACACUGCACUAAUCCAUUUGCGUACAUACAUAGGUUCAGCCCUGGGCCAGAUGUACCUGAUAGAACAGACUUGCAGAGCCAUGCAGGCCAGACUUUGUGCCUUAACCUGUGUGCGUGUGUGUGUGUGUGUGUGUGUGUGUGUGUGUAAGAGAGAGAGAGAGAGAGAGAGAGAGAGAGUCGCAUCGUGGGUCCCUGAUCUAUGAAAUGAACACAACCUCUCAGGCUGGUUAAUCUGGAGGAAGGAGGCAUGGAGCAAAUCUGAGGUUCUGAUUGCUGAGCCAGCCUCCUCCCAGGUGGUUUCCCUGGGACUCUGGUAGGAAAUAAAUAGCCCUUUUAAGAUUCCUCAGCUGCCUCACUCCCAGCACAUGUCCCUGGAGUGUGGCCUAGAAGGGAGUGAUGUUCCUAUUCUGGUGAUCUGUGCUGCUUCUGAACACAAGGUACAUGCAUACACUGACAACUACCAAUAAACAGACAGGGGAAGGUCUUUCAUGUCAGCGAUUUUUUUUUUUUUUUU
Molecule: messenger RNA, 3721 nt
Organism: Saimiri boliviensis boliviensis (Bolivian squirrel monkey)
Lineage: Eukaryota; Metazoa; Chordata; Mammalia; Primates; Cebidae
Gene: MYORG
Product: myogenesis regulating glycosidase
Biological process (GO): skeletal muscle fiber development; carbohydrate metabolic process
Molecular function (GO): hydrolase activity, hydrolyzing O-glycosyl compounds
Source: RefSeq, a predicted model, not a curated record